Messenger RNA from Schistosoma spindalis, 1746 nucleotides. The record is from the annotation of a GenBank genome assembly. Lineage: Eukaryota; Metazoa; Platyhelminthes; Trematoda; Strigeidida; Schistosomatidae.
AUGGACAGUGAAGUGAUUCCCAACGAUGAAUGUAAUGCCGAUAAUGCAACUUCACCAACUAUGGAUCCUGAGUUGGCGAAUGGUGAAGUUAUUCAGACGGAAAACAUUGAUGCGUCAAAGGUCCAUGAAAACGAUGGUUGCUCGUUUAUAGAAGACGAGAGAAAUGCAGUAAUUGCUGCUGCUGUUGCCGACUUUGACGCAGAUGACCAGUGCGAAGAGAAUGAUGGUGAUGAUGACACAGUCAAUGUAAUUAUAAAGCCUUCCAGUAAAACAGGGAUUUACAAAACCGGUGCAGCUUAUCAAGCGCGAUCAGUUGCUCACACAACCCAACAUCAGAAGGUCGCUCGUCAAGGUGUAGAAUUGGAUGAUCCAGGAAAUAUUAAUGGAAUCCCAACCGUCGAGUACAAUCUUUCCACAUUAGGAGAUGAAGAAAAACCAUGGAAGCGACCCGGAGCCGAUAUAACAGACUACUUUAAUUAUGGAUUUACUGAAGAGACGUGGAUUCAAUAUUGUGAGAAACAGAAAAUCUUGAGACAGGAAUAUGCUAACACAACACUGAAGCCUGUUUUAAGUAGUGGGGGUGCCAAUUUGUUACAGCGGAUUCGUUCUGGUACAGUUUCUUCCAAUACCCGCUCAUUCGAUGGUUCUAAACAAGCUAGUAUCAAUGUAAUAAAUCUGAGUGGUCCUGGAUUAAACACGCGAUAUUUAAAUUCUAUUUCCAGCUCUAAAUCCGGGAAUUCCCCAUCUGAUGUCUCAAAUCGUCUUUUAAAUGGAACCGCAAAUAAUUCUUCAAACUUACUCAGUCAAUUCAAUCAACCACCACCUGGCUAUUUAGGUGGAACUCAACAAACAAAUGGAAAUACAACUGGUACUGGUGUUUUUAACAUACCUCCUCCAGGUUUUGGAACAUUAACACCUGGAAACAAUUCACAAGUCUUAAAUGCUACAAAUCCCGCUGCUGCUGCCGCUGCUGCUUUAUUCCCUAACCUUGCAGUUCCUCCUCCUGUUGUGAACAAUCUAACCGGAUGGCCUACUGGAAAUAUGGCACUAUCGAGUCUAAUAGCGUCUGGUGAUGCCAUUAUUGAUCCUACUACUGGUCAAAUUAGUGGUAUAAUUGAUCAUGGAGAUCGUAGCCCAGGUUCAAUGUACUCUAAUGAAGAUCCUAUUUCGCGACGCGGAAGGCGUCAUUACCAUCCAGACGAAAUCGGUUAUUAUGAAAGAGAAGGCUAUCGAUCACGUCGUCGUAGUCGUUCAAGUAGCAGGGAACGUUAUCAUUCACGGCACCGUCGCCAUCGUGAUUCAUCAAGAUCUGGAAGAGAAUAUGAACACCGUAGAGGAACAUCACAUCAUUCUCGCCGUUCACGCGAGGACCGUUACUCUGGAGGGGUUGUUGGUGCAGAGGAACACGCUCCUACCGAAGCCCCCUCACCAAAUCUAUCUGGCGUUGGAUCACAUCGAAGCAGUGGGCGACGAAGUGAUCGCGAUCGACCUGGCCGAGAUCGAAGCCGUGAAAGAGAUCGUAGUAGGCAUCGAAGUGAACGUCGGGAUCAUGAACGGUCAGUUCGCCCUUCUAGACAAAGUGAUCGUCGUUCGUCGCGUCGUAAAGAGCAGCCUUCCCCACCAAGACCCGUUACUUCAGAUAAACAACCAACUACCAAACCUGAUCCUCUUUCGGCUGCCGCAGCAGCAGCUGCCAACAUUGCCGCCGCCUUGGGAGCUACAAGCUCCAGCGGCAAAGCUUCUUGA